AAUCCGGCACAACAAAGAGUCGGGACCAAGCGGUGUACUACACGCGACGCAUCUGCCCAAUCGCGUAAUAGGGCCUUCCCUCUAUUAUUUAUUACUCCACCCUGCCCCGAGAAAUCUUGUGAGUUAUGUAAGAGCCUAUAACUCAUUAACUUAUCGGAUCGGAGCAGCGGAUGAUGAUCGACUCAUUUAUCAUCAUUACUCAUGAAUGGACAACGUUGUUUAUUUCCGGUUAGUAUGGGUUCAUUCGUUCGUUCGAGGGUGGUUUUGGUUUUGUUCUGUUUUGUUGUUCGUUCAUUCAACAGUUCGGUUGACUCGGUUGACUAACUUCAGUUUGUCGGAAAGAGUUUUAUCCUUUUCCUUUUUAAUUUUCACUUUUUAUUUUGGUUUGGGUUAAUCUAUACGUGAGGGAUAUGUCAGUUUAAUUUGUUUAUUAUUAGUUAAUACCUUAAUAAUAUGAUAGUGAAGUUUAUAAGAUAUGUCUAGAAGUAGGGGAAUCGAAGCCAAAGUGCAACAAAAAGAAGUUUUGCAGACACGUAGAAACGGAUGGAAUGAGAAUAUCAAAAAUAAAAAUGAAGAUCACUCCAUCUGUCCUAAAGAUGAUGCUGAAAUGCAACAGAUCAAAGAUCUAUUGCAGAAGUUGCCGAAGUUGGACAAGAUCUUCAGCGUGCACCGUAAGAUCGGCGAGGGCACUUUCAGCUCGGUGUACCUGGGGUCGCUGCGGCAGCAUGCGCGUCUUCCGCCCGAUCAGCGCCGCUGGUUCGCCAUCAAGCACCUCGUGCCGACAGCGCACCCGGCGCGCGUCGAGCAUGAGCUGCGCUGUCUGCAGGACAUGGGUGGCAAGAACAAUGUGAUUGGAGUGGACCUCUGUCUUCGUCAUUUGGACACCAUAGUGUUUGUUAUGCCUUACAUACCUCACAGGAAGUUCUCUGAGUACGUGGGCGAGAUGGACGCGGCGGAGCUGGCGAGGUACAUGCGCGCACUGCUCACGGCGCUGCGGCACGUGCACUCGUUCGGGGUGAUCCACCGUGACGUCAAACCUAGUAACUUUCUCUACGACCGCGAGAACAAACGGUACUUGCUGGUCGACUUCGGGCUGGCGCAGCGCGUGGUCGCCGCGCCGGCGCCGCCGCCCGCGCAUAGCAAUACUCUAAAGCGCCCUCGAGAGGAGGACGAAUCUACGCAAGAGCCUAAGAGAAUCGCUUUGGACCUGAGGACGGGCCCGAGGAGCGUCAACGUGGCGCUGCCCCGGCCGCCCGCGCCGGGCUGCGCGUGCGCCGGCGCGGGCGGCGUGUGCGCGGCCUGCGCGGCGCGCCCGCCGCCGCGCGCGCCCCGCGCCGGCACGCAGGGCUUCCGCCCGCCCGAGGUGCUGCUGAAGGUGUCGGCGCAGACGACGGCGGUGGACGUGUGGGCGGCCGGCGUGGUGCUGGCGAGCGUGCUGUGCGCUCGGUACCCCUUCUUCCGCGCGGCCGACGACGUGGCGGCACUCGCCGAGCUGCAGGACCUGCUCGGCACGCAGCCGCUGCAGCGAACCGCCGCCGCGCUCGGGCGGCGCCUGGUGACAUCGGUGUGUCGUCCCGGCGUGUGCCUGCGCAAGCUGUGCGCGCGCCUGCGCGGCGCCGCGCCCCCGCCCGCUGCCCCCGCGCCCCCGCCCGCUGCCCCCGCGGCCCCCCCUGGCCGCGCAUGCGCGCGCUGCCGCCUGCCGCCCGAGCACUGCCUGUGUCGGGACCACACCGUACCGGCCACGCGCAUCGCGGAGGGCGUGACGGUGGCGGGGUUCCCGGACGCGGCAUUCGCACUGGCGGCGCACCUGCUGGAGCCCGACCCGCGGUUGCGCCCUACGGCCGCGCAGGCGCUCGAACACCCGUUUCUGCGUGAGGUUUGAUUAUUAAUCGAUUUCCUUUAUCGAGACGACCGACAGUAUUGUUAUGUGCGCGCGAAAGGCUGCGUUUCCAUUGACACGGAGCUGCGCGGAGGAGCAAAGAUGUGCCGGAAUCGAGCAAUCACCGUGAGGGAGAGAGUGACAGAGCGUCUUCGUUUUUCGUUCUCUCGAACGCUGUAACUGGUAAAGUCCGCCCAUCUCUGCGUCAGUGGAAACCCGGCCUAAGAUUGACGAGGAAAACGAAUGACUAUUUACGAUUAAGUACCCUCGAAUGUCUAUGUAUAUUAUCUUAACAUGAGUUUCCAAAAACAUCGGGUUUGUGGCAAUUCGAUGGGAUCUAGAAAAUGAAUUGCCCCUAUAUGUCGAAUCUAUUCUCUGAAGAUGUUUGUUUUUAUACUUUUUAUUCCAUUUAACUCGAGUUCGGUAUAGUUCUGCAAAUCAAAAAUGAUAGCAAUUACAACAAUAUUUAAAAAGCUAAGGUUAAAACGCAUUUUUUUUAAAUUUAUAAAUGAUAUUUAAAAAAUACUUUCUAGUGUAGAGAAUAAAACUGCACCAAACAUUUUAAAAUGGACAUAUAGGGAGCAUAAGCUGAACGGCUCUAUUUUAGUGUUAUGAUAUACCUAUAACUGUAACAAAUUGAGCCUUUCUUUAGCCACACUUAUUAUUUUCCCACAUGUACAAUUUCUGUGUUUGUUUUAAUUUUAAUAUAAGAUACGUAAAUGUCGGCGUCAACUUGCGGCGGCUGUGGCUGUGACCCUUUUGGGUUUCUUACAUAUUGUCAGUUUCAGUGUAUUACAUUGAGCUUAGCUGAUGUACUGAGAAUAUUGUUGAUUAGUUAUAUGGCAGAUCUCAAAGUUAACUUUAAUGACAUGUUGAGUACAAAGUAGUUUAUAGUGAAGGAAACACAGCUGAGGCAGCAAAGUAUUGCAGCCAACCAAUGUUGUAAAGUGAUAGCUGUGUGUUGUGUAAUAUAAGUGCCUUAACUAUUGUGUUCGGUAGGAUACCAUGUUGUUACCUCAUUGUUAAGGAGCUUUUUUACAAUAAAGGAUAUAAAAUUUA
This is a messenger RNA of Pectinophora gossypiella (pink bollworm), 2938 nucleotides long. RefSeq names its product cell division cycle 7-related protein kinase-like (gene Cdc7). Bases 476 to 1882 code for a protein of 468 amino acids. Gene Ontology annotation, cellular component: nucleus. The record is from RefSeq and is a predicted model, not a curated record. NCBI's taxonomy places the organism in Eukaryota, Metazoa, Arthropoda, Insecta, Lepidoptera, Gelechiidae. Gene Ontology annotation, biological process: protein phosphorylation; mitotic DNA damage checkpoint signaling. Gene Ontology annotation, molecular function: ATP binding; protein serine/threonine kinase activity. The transcript has 9 exons.